AUGGAGGACUUUUGCUACAGCUUUAAGCAGGAAGACUCGGCUCCUGAAUUUCCAUUCUGGGACCAGGCAGAUGAUUUCCUCCUGGACUUCUCCUCCUCCCUGGCCGACCCCUUCUCCCCUCGGUCCUCCCCCGCUUGCUCCCUGGCCCUGGGACAACCAUCACAAGGUGCUGAAGCGGACAGCUCCGAGCCACUGGGACCCACCGCGCCCACCACUGGUCCCACCACUGGUCCCACCACCGGUCCCACCACCGGUCCCACCACCUCACCACCUCCUGGUCCCACCACCCCAGCACCCCCCGCCCACCGCCCCCAGCGCCAAGCCGCCAACAUCCGCGAGAGGAGGAGGAUGCUCAGCAUCAACUCUGCCUUCCAGGAGCUGAGGUGCCACGUACCCACCUUCCCCUACGAGAAGCGGCUCUCCAAGAUCGACACGCUGCGCUUGGCCAUCGCCUACAUCGCUCUCCUGGGCGAGAUCCUCCUCUCUGGCUCUGAGCCCAAAGCCUACGUGGAGCGGUGCCUGAGGGACGGGCUGCAAAGCCAGCAGCGGGCAACCUGGAACACAAGUGAUCUGACAGCCCGCCUGUCCUGGGUAAAGUGGGAUUAA
This is a messenger RNA of Apus apus (common swift), 606 nucleotides long. RefSeq names its product protein Fer3-like. The coding region runs from base 1 to 606 and encodes 201 amino acids. Gene Ontology annotation, molecular function: DNA-binding transcription factor activity, RNA polymerase II-specific; protein dimerization activity; RNA polymerase II transcription regulatory region sequence-specific DNA binding. Gene Ontology annotation, biological process: developmental process; regulation of transcription by RNA polymerase II. The record is from RefSeq and is a predicted model, not a curated record. NCBI's taxonomy places the organism in Eukaryota, Metazoa, Chordata, Aves, Apodiformes, Apodidae. The transcript is spliced from 2 exons.